Messenger RNA from Arabidopsis arenosa, 720 nucleotides. NCBI's taxonomy places the organism in Eukaryota, Viridiplantae, Streptophyta, Magnoliopsida, Brassicales, Brassicaceae. The record is from the annotation of a GenBank genome assembly.
AUCAUCUCUUCGUAAAGUGUAAUGCUUUAAGCUUAGUACAUAUAAACAAAUGGAAGGUGGCAUUAAGCAAACGUAUUACGAGAUUCUCGGUGUUGCCGUUGAUUCUUCGGCGGAGCAGAUACGACGUGCAUAUCACAAGCUUGCUAUGAGAUGGCAUCCUGACCGGUGGACAAAAGAUCCUUUUAGAUCUGGUGAAGCUAAACGAAGAUUUCAGCAGAUUCAAGAAGCUUAUUCAGUGUUGUCUGAUGAGAGGAAACGAAGCUUGUACGAUGUUGGACUCUAUGAUUCUGGAGAAGAUGAGGGAUACUUUGAUUUUGUUCAAGAGAUGGUUUCACUUAUGGCUCAGACUAGAAGAGAGGAAAAGCAAUAUAGCUUGGAGGAGUUGCAGACAAUGGUCGAUGACAUGGUCUAUGAGUUCCAAUCAGAACCAUUGUUCCAGAACCAGUCAAUGGGAAUGAAUUUCGACUUGAACCAACCGCCUGAUUGGCAUUCACAGAUGUCUCUACCGCUUUCAAGCUUUGAGUUCUAUCCGCAGAGCAGCUACUGAACAGAAUCUGAUAUCUGAAUCUUGCAUAUUUUUGAUUAGCAUCUCUAGGAGACUCGGACCCAUGGCUAGGGAAGAAUCACUGUCCCGGGUUUUUUUUUCAGCAGAUGGACAACUCUGGCUUAUAAAUCUCAACACUUCUGUGACUUCUGGUACAAGAAAUAGAGUCUGCUCUA